Molecule: messenger RNA, 1726 nt
Organism: Neltuma alba
Lineage: Eukaryota; Viridiplantae; Streptophyta; Magnoliopsida; Fabales; Fabaceae
Product: potassium channel SKOR-like
Exons: 8
Biological process (GO): potassium ion transport
Molecular function (GO): protein binding; voltage-gated potassium channel activity
Source: RefSeq, a predicted model, not a curated record
AUUUCGAUCAAUUUGUAUGAGCAGUUCAUUCAGAAAGUUCAUCUUUUCAAGGGAUGCUCUUCUGGGUUCAUUAAACAUGUUGCAAUCAAUGUCCAUGAGGAGUUUUUUCUCCCAGGAGAAGUUAUUAUGGAGCAAGGAGAUGUAGCAGAUCAGCUUUACCUUGUAUGCCAUGGUGAGCUGGAUGAGCUCAGGAAGGAAGAUGAUGAAAGGGAAGAACUAGUUAAGCAAUAUCAAGCCUAUAGUUCCUUUGGCGAGGUUUCCUUUCUUUGCAAUUUGCCUCAACCUUGUAUGGUUCGCGCUCGUGAAUUUUGCAAAGUUCUGCGUCUAGAUAAGAUAUCCUUUACAGAAACACUCAGGACAUACUUCUUAGAUCGUCGGGUUAUCUUGCAAAAUCUUCUUGAGGGAAAAGACUCUGGUCUUCAGCAUAAGCUUUUGGAAUCAGACUUCACCCUGACAAUUGGAAAUUGCGAAACAGAGCUGGCUAUGAGGAUUAAUUGUGCUGCCUACGAGGGGGAUCUCUAUCUUUUGAAACAUUGGGUUGAGUCAGGACUAGAUCCCAACAGAACUGAUUAUGAUGGAAGAUCACCUUUGCAUAUUUCUGCAUCCAAAGGAUAUGUAGAUAUUGCUCGCUUUCUUAUUGACAAAGGAGUGAAUAUUGAUUUAUCAGACAAGUUUGGGAAUACUCCCUUGUUUGAAGCCAUAAAGAAUGGGCAUGAAGAAGUAGCCUCUUUACUUGUAAAUAAUGGGGCUACUCUUGCCAUUGAAGACGCUGGAAGUCUCCUAUGCAUGACUAUUGCAACGAAGGAACUGGACCUUCUAAGAAAGCUUUUAGCCUAUGGUAUAAAUCCAAAUUCUAGAAAUUACGAUCAACGAACAGCUCUUCACAUAGCUGCCUCGGAGGGUUUGUUCACAGUUGCUGAAAUGCUCAUAGAAGCAGGAGCAAGUGUUUUAUCAACGGACAGGUGGGGAUAUACACCACUUGAUGAAGCUCGCAUAGGUGGAAACAGGAACAUGAUCAGAUUGCUUGAAGUGGCAAAAAUUUCUCAGCUGACUGAGAUAUCAGAUGAUAUUCAGGAAACACAAGAGAUAGCAGAAACACUUGUCUCGACAUCUAGAGAUGUAAAUCCGAAAAAGAAAUGCACGGUAUUUCCUUUCCACCCAUGGGAUCACAAAAAGGAUGGAAGGGUAGGAGCUGUCCUGUGGGUUCCUGGAAGCAUUGAAGAGCUAAUAGAGAUGGCAAGAGAACAAUUCAAGUCUCCAAAUGGUUCCUGCAUUUUAUCUCAGCAUGGGGGUAGAAUUCUUGAUGUAGACAUGAUCAGCAAUGAUGAGCCGCUAUUUCUAAUAAUUGAACCACACAUUGAGGGCCAAAGAAAAGAAGAAGAAUGUUCUGCCCAUCCUAAUGAGCAGGAGCAACACUAAAGACAAGCGACAUCUCUUUUCUGCUAAGAAGAGUAGAUAAGACAAAAAAUCUGAGAUACAGAGUCGAAUAUUCUCAAAUAUCAAGGACAUGUGGGAGAUUUAUUUACAUAAUAGAUAGAUUCUGAAGUAUCGAAAUGUAGGGUUUAUUUAUUGGGUUUACCUAGCAACUUGACUUUUGAUCUUUUGUAACCUUGUCCUUUAUACUGGCUGUUGAAUAGGGUGAGAAAUAAAAGUAUGGAGACAUAAAAGGGCUCGUUCUGCCCAUGCAUUGACGAAGUAUCUCUUAAAUCAUGAUUUGAUUCACCGA